Messenger RNA from Zea mays, 931 nucleotides. RefSeq lists its product as uncharacterized. Gene Ontology annotation, cellular component: cytoplasmic dynein complex. Gene Ontology annotation, molecular function: dynein intermediate chain binding. Gene Ontology annotation, biological process: microtubule-based process. Lineage: Eukaryota; Viridiplantae; Streptophyta; Magnoliopsida; Poales; Poaceae. The record is from RefSeq and is marked validated.
AAAACGAAAAAGCCCCCAGCCGAACACCACUCUCUCUCACUCUCCCGGACUUCAGAGGCCGAGGACGCUGGAGCACGCGUCGGUCCGGCGCCCCCAUGGACCCAGCCUGCGAGGAGCUCGAGCGCCGCAGCCGCUACCUCAGCGCGCUCGUGCGCCGCACCAAGUUCGCCGACCCGCCCCAGCCCGAGCCGGAGGCCAAGGCGGACGUGGAGCCUCCUCAGCUGAAGGCGCCGCCGCACGUCGGCGGUGAGGGUAAGGGAGGGAAGGAUGAGGCCAAGGCGGAGGAGAGGACGCCGAUGAAGAAGCCGAGGGGGGAAGCGGCGGCGGCGGAGGCGGAGGGGAGGAAGGUGGCGGUGUGCGUGCGGGCGGCGGACAUGCCGCUGCCGCUGCAGCGGCGCGCGGUGAGGAUCGCCCUCGAGGCCGUCGCCGCCAUGCCGCGGCUCGAGAGCAAGCGCCUCGCGCUCGCGCUCAAGAAGGAUUUCGAUACAACAUACGGGCCCGCAUGGCACUGCAUUGUCGGCACAAGCUUUGGCUCCUACGUCACUCACUCGUUGGGGGGUUUCCUGUACUUCUCCGUCGACAAAGCCUACGUUCUCCUCUUCAGAACUGCCGUCCAGCCACUUGUCCAGCUACAAUGAGACCUGAAACAUGUUUUACUCGAACUGGUGUAGAUGCAGCGCAAAUGUAAUUUUGAACAGAAUAGACGACGCUCAGCACACCGUGUCUUGCCGCGUUUGAGUAGCAGAGGUAAUUUGAUCUGUACACAAGACUGUAGAACAGCCGUGCCUCUAACGUUGUACUGCCCGAAGUCCUGCUUUGUAAACGUUCUUGUGCAAUCGUUUGGAGUUACAGAGGCUGACUGUCAGAUACUCGGAUCUCGAUCUCCAGCUUUACCUCAAUAUCCAAUGUACACAAUCUUUCUUGUGACUGC